AGCAUAACAGUGACAAAACCACAGCAACUUAUCACCACGGUGCCGCUACUGAAACACCCAAACUCCGAAACACACACACACUGGCAUCAAAGCCUGACGACAACUUCGUCUGCGCACUAAACGGAACUCCAAGAGCUGUCUACUCACCUUACACGUGUCUCCGAACACCCAGAAUGCGCCGAUCCUCCUAAACUGAAUGAAUGAACAAGCCACACAGCGUCACUCCCGACACUACAAAGCACCUGAGUCAUUCACAAAAACCACAGUCUCCGCCCACAACGGCACUCACACAGACCAGCUGCCGCUGUUUAAUCCGGUUGGACUGUUUGGACGAGCUCCCAUUUGUUACAACCCGGCUCCUCAGUUGCAACAAAAACUCGGAGACAACCACUGUACGGUGAAAAACGAAUGUUUAUCGCCUAAUCCAAAAGCAGUCCACACUGCCGUCAAGGCCCAAACGCCACAAAAACCCACACGUGAGGCUGGAGCUCCGCAGACACCAGCUCCUGUCAGAGAGCGGUUAAACGCACGUUAAACGCAGCUGAGCCACUGAUUGCAGGUGUGGCUCAGUCAGGUGGCGACCCUCGGAACUAUAUGGGUAAAAGGUUAAAAAGUAAGUAGGUAAAAGGUCAGCAAAUAAUACAGGGGACAUUUGACCUGCAUUCAGACAGAAUAAAAAAGUGUGAUAUGACUCAGCAUAGGGCACCCUCGUUUGACCAAAGCACCAUAAACUCUUUAUCACUGACUACAGUCUAAUGUUCUGCAGAUAAAAUCUACCUGCAGACUGUUAUUUGAGACACAUGAAUCUCAUUUGCCCAUGCUGUUACAUCUUCUAAUCACAGUUCUUGAAUUGGACAAUUACAGGAUGUGUUUGUCAUUAAUGGAAUUUACAUUUUGCAUCUUUACAUAAUGAGAGCUACUACAGGCUGCAAUGAACCAAGGCAAGAAAUAUUAAUAUGUAAAUCCUGUAAUGCUGCCAAACACACUGACAAUCAGUAUCACUCAGUAAUCUCAUGAUUGCUGCUCUUUGAACUCUGGUUGGUCUUGAUCCUUUUCAUCAUCCCAGGCAUUAUGAGGUCAAAAUGUGUCCUAAAACCUAGCUCUGCUCCUCCCCUCCACCUUAAAUAAGUUCAGACUGUGGUUUAACGUACCAGCUUUCCCUGUGUGAAGGAACAAUACAGAUCACAAUGAGGCUGAUAUAUCUCUGCAGUGCUUUGCUGCUGCUCAUCCUUCUGCCCAGAACCUGUCAAGGUGGCAACAUCUUGGUCUUUCCUACUGAAGGCAGCCACUGGAUAAACAUGGAUAUUCUCCUUCAAGCUCUGCACUCCAGAGGACAUAAUCUAACUAUUAUUCGUGCUAACAAAAGCUGGUACAUCAAAGAUAACUCCACAUAUUACAGUACCUACACAGUUCCAGUUGAGACAAGCAUAAGCAAGGAGUUCAUCAUUAGAGUAGUUUCUGAGAUCAUAGACUUUGAACGAGGAGCUCAUCCCUUGAUGAGUUUUCUUGGUUCAACUGUGGGCUUGUUUGGUGCAUUUAUUGAAGCUCAUGAAGGUGUGCGUGAAUUAGUAACAGCGAUGUUAGAUGACAGAGAAUUGAUGAGGAAGUUGAAUGACACCAAGUUUGACAUGGUCCUCAGUGACCCUUGGUGGGGAGGUGGACCCAUUUUGGCCAAAUAUUUGAACCUUCCUUUGGUUUAUAAUGUUCGCUGGAUGUUUGGUGGUGAAGGUCAUUUCGCCAUUGCUCCGUCACCCACAUCCUACAUUCCGUUAACAGGAUCUGUCUGCACUGAUAAGAUGACCUUUUUUCAGAGAGUUAAAAACAUGAUUUUACAUCUAUUAACACAAACACAAAAACAUUUGAUCAAUGAAAUAUAUCAGAAAAUAUGUGACAAAUAUCUUGGACCCGAUAAUGAUUUUAACCAGCUAUUGAUUGAUGCAGACAUCUGGCUGAUGAGAGUGGACUUUGUGUUUGAUUAUCCACGCCCCACAAUGCCUAAUGUUGUGUACAUGGGAGGGUUCCAGUGUAAACCUCCAAAACCUCUGCCUCAACACUUGGAGGAGUUUGUGCAGAGUUCUGGAGAGCAUGGAGUCAUCAUCAUGUCUCUGGGGACUUUUGUGAAUGAACUACCUGCUGACAUGGCAAAUGAGAUCGCUGCAGCUUUUGCUAAACUUCCUCAGAAAGUCAUCUGGAGAUACAAAGGCAGCAGACCAGACACUCUGGGCAACAACACUUUAUUGGUGGACUGGAUGCCUCAGAACGACCUUCUAGGACAUCCUAAAGUAAAAGUGUUUGUGGCUCAUGGAGGAACAAACGGAGUCCAAGAAGCUAUUUAUCAUGGAGUCCCAGUUGUGGGUCUCCCAGUGUUUUUUGACCAACAUGACAACCUGAUCCGACUAGAAGACAGAGGAGGAGCUAAGAUUCUUACAUUAUCUACAGUGGACAAAGACAACAACUUCCUAACAGGUAUCCAGGAGGUCCUGAAUGAACCCUCCUACAGGAUGAACAUGCAGAGACUCUCCAGGCUGCACAGAGAUCAGCCAAUAACACCAAUGGAUAACGCCCUCUUCUGGAUCGAGUUUGUCAUGAGACACAAAGGUGCAGCUCACCUGAAACCAGCAUCACUCAGAAUGUCCUGGUAUUCCUACCACUCUGUAGACGUAGCUCUGUUCCUCGGUGGAGCUGUGCUGCUCAUGCUUCUAUCUACUUUCUUCUUGAUUAGGUGUUUGUGUAAUGCAAUGUGUAAAUCUAAAGUGAAACAUAAGUAAUGAUUUAAGGGAUGUACAGACAAGUGGCAAAUUGAAUCAGCUGGACCUCUCUUUUCGGUUCGGCCCCUACAACAUAACAGAACCACCAGAUCUUCUCUCUAUAGGGCUCAAAUGUUUUCUUCAUGCACACCAUUCAUGCAUCCACUUGUUUGUUAAGACAAUAGUGAAAGAUGACUCAUCUAACAAUAUCACUUAUUUCCACAUCUGUGUAGAUCCAGUGAAUUUUGCACUGCUGCAAAAAUAUUAACUUACCAUACAUGUAUAACGAUCAAGAAGAUUAUCUGGAGACUCGGAUUCGUUUUUGUAUGAGGCUCUAAACAUUUUAAUUUCUGCUGUAAAUGUGUUCAUUUCACCACAAGGGUUGAUAGAAACUGACUCACUUUUGGAGCCAGCUUCAAGUGUGGAUUCUAGGAACUGCAGUUUUUGUCAUUUUUGCACUGGCUUUGUUCUUCACUUUUAGACAUUUCCACUUAACGCGGUCGAUCUUCCUUCAAUCUUGACAGAAAACCAGAAACAACUGGGUCAGCAUUUUUACACGUGCACCAAAUUCUGACUGGAUGUUAACUACUUAAUAGUGAAUCAUAGCAUGCAUGUUAGUUUUGUUUCUCCACUUUUAAAUUUAGGUUUUCCUUUUAUUUGUCGCCUGUCUGUACAAUAUGUAGACAAAUUCUACUUUAAAAACUGAAUGUCAUCAAAAAAUUGCAUUUAUAAUGAGAUUUUUAUGGGAUUUGUGAGUGAAUUUGCUCAAUAUUCAUGUUCUAGUAGAUUAUUUAGAUGAACUAAAUGGAUGUUGUGACCAUCUUCAAUAAUAACAUGGUAGAAAUGAAGCAGAGACAAUGAAUGUAAAUUAGGUUUGAAAUUACUUGUCCCAUUGUGGAUAUUUGUACUCAAUCUAGGUGUUGAAAUCAUUUUUAUUUCGUAUAUAUGUAUGUUUUUGUGUUUAUACCUGCAUAGGUCUUCGAAGCGUACGGGUUAUGAGGGUGUCCCAGUUGUUGUUAAUUCUAAAAUGUGUAUUUUUUUUAAUUCUUUGUAGAACAUUUCAAACAAAAACCAUUGCACAAUACCGAAAAAAGAAAUAUCAAGCUGUAGAGAACUAUACAAUAAAUUUGACCUGCUUGUUUAUCUA
This is a messenger RNA of Amphiprion ocellaris (clown anemonefish), 3894 nucleotides long. RefSeq names its product UDP-glucuronosyltransferase 2A1-like. The record is from RefSeq and is a predicted model, not a curated record. Gene Ontology annotation, molecular function: UDP-glycosyltransferase activity. NCBI's taxonomy places the organism in Eukaryota, Metazoa, Chordata, Actinopteri, Pomacentridae. The transcript has 2 exons. The coding region runs from base 1188 to 2768 and encodes 526 amino acids.